Messenger RNA from Cladophialophora yegresii CBS 114405, 993 nucleotides. RefSeq lists its product as uncharacterized. Bases 1 to 993 code for a protein of 330 amino acids. The transcript has 2 exons. The record is from RefSeq and is a predicted model, not a curated record. NCBI's taxonomy places the organism in Eukaryota, Fungi, Ascomycota, Eurotiomycetes, Chaetothyriales, Herpotrichiellaceae.
AUGGCCAACGAAUUCAACAUCGAUCCCAAUGUCUGGUAUCAGGUCUCGAACGACCUGUACGACGCGAGCGUCGACUCUUUGCGUGUCGGCGACAGCCACACGGCGAUCUACAUGUUUGCCACGAACCUCACGUCGCCGCAACAGCGAUGGCAAAUCUUCCCCGUCUCAGGAGGUGGUGGAGGGUGGAAUUUCCGCGCCCAGAUCACAGGCUCGGGCGCGUACAUGUCGCAGUCAACGGCACCGACCGACGCCUCCCCGGACGACACGGACGUAUGCAUGGCCCUCGGGGCCGCGACGGACACCCAACGCCAAUGGAUCCUCUCCUCCAACGGCGACGGCACCUUCGACAUCAAGCUCAGCAGCUCCAACCCGCUGUACUCGGACUAUCACCUGUCCGUGAACGCGACCAACAUCGUGGCCUUCACCAACGACACGACCAAGCAGGGCGUGAAAUGGGGAUUCCAAUCCAUCAUGCCGAUUGACGAUCCUGCCUUUUCCACGGGCAUCGUCCGGGCGACGACCCCGAGCGCAAGCGCGACAUCCACUCCCACAAAUUCCUCGACCCCCACGUCGCUGGGCUCGGGCUCGCAAACACAGACAUCUUCCCCAGCGACAGCCUCAGCCUCGGCCUCAUCCUCGUCCAUAGCUUCGGCGUCCGCGCAGCGAGGCGGUCUCUCGAGUGGUGCAGCAGCCGGCCUCGGCGUCGCGGUCGCGGUCGCGGUCCUCGCCCUCGCGGCCAUCCUGUUCUGGUUCUUUCGCAGGAGAAGAAAGCACACCCAAAGGCAGAGACAGAUACACGCACAGGUCCAGGAACUUGCAACUCCCUACGAUGGGCAUGGGGCUUCUUUUCCGCACGAGACGAAGAACAGAAUGCUUUACGAUGCCGAGCCGGCCGAGUUGCAUCACCAGUCUAUCGCGGAACUAGAUCACUCGCCUGAGCACAAGACUCCUGUCGCUGAACUAGGGGCUGAUCCGAGGGCGAGCCGGGGGUAA